Pleurotus ostreatus (oyster mushroom) is the source of this 1572-nucleotide messenger RNA. RefSeq lists its product as uncharacterized. NCBI's taxonomy places the organism in Eukaryota, Fungi, Basidiomycota, Agaricomycetes, Agaricales, Pleurotaceae. The coding region runs from base 1 to 1572 and encodes 523 amino acids. The transcript has 12 exons. The record is from RefSeq and is a predicted model, not a curated record. Gene Ontology annotation, molecular function: syntaxin binding.
AUGGCGGCGGCCGUGAGUGCACCGAACCCCACAUCGAGCGCGCCUGUCAGGUCAGCGCGACCACCACCCGGCCCAGCACCCCCCGCUCCAGCAGCCGCGCCACCUGGGCCACCAAACCACACCCACACCUCCCAUGCCCCACCCCCGAAUCUCGCAAACGGCACAAACGCGCAUACCCAUUCCCACACCCACAAUCACAAUCAUACACACACGACCGUCAACGGGGCCCACCCGCAGACACAGAAGGGCAAGAAGAAAGCCAAUGACGCACCCGUCGAUCCUGCUACAAUGUAUGAAACUUUGAAGAAUAGGAUUGCCGCGCUUGAAGAGGAGGAAGUCCUGGAAGAGGAGGAGGAACGUCGUUUCGCGGAAGAAGCCCAGAAGUCGGUGAAAGGGAUGGGAGAAAAUGCCAUCCACGCCAAAUACAUAGAGCUGUUUGCAGAACUGAAGCGGGUUGAACGGGAUCACGCUAAAGAGAAGCAGAAGCUAGUUAAAGACAAGGACACAGCCAAAGGGCAGUUGACCAAGGCCAACCAGACAAAGGCCAAGAUCGAGAACUUGGCCCGGGAGCUCCAGAAGGACAACAAGCGUCUGCGAGAAGAUACAAAGCGAAUGUCCCAAUGUGUCGAGGAUGCACAGGAAGAGCUCAUGCAGAUGAAGAACGACCUGAGCAGACGCGCGGACAAAGCGAAGCAGCAGGAUGACAAAUUCCGCGAGAGCCCCGACAUCGUCGUCAAAGUCGUGUGCCGAUACCGCGCGGAGCUCUUCUUCAAGAUCGGGCGCAAGGCGAGGCUGUCGAGGCUGUUCGGGGCGUGGACGGAGCGGAUGGAGAAAACGGGCGGGAAGAUGGGGCCUUUGACGAAUGGAAGCGGGAGCGGGAGUGAGAACGGCGGUGCGGACGGGGGAGCGCAUGUAUCCUCGGGACAGGCGAAUGGGAACGGGAACGUAAAUGGGAACGGGAGCGCGAAGGGCGAGCCGGGUAUGCAGUUCAUCUUCAGCCAUAAUGGGCGGUCGGUGGAGGCGGACCAGACGCCUGAAGAUAUCGCGAUGGAGGAUGGGGAUGAGAUCUUAGCCGUUGAGCUCAUGGACCUCACCGUGGGCCCGGGACUCGAUGAAUGGGACGGAUUCAGCGAGCCGGCGCGACAGACUCUGAAGAAGAAUUGGAGUGAGAAUCCCCAGGAGGCUCGACGCACACUAGAAGAGAUCUUCGACGGAGUCACUCGAGACCGCAUCAAAGAAGUACUCCGGCAGUACGAACUUCGAGAACGACAUUUCGAAUGCGUCAUCCGUUCGAAAGAGCUAGAAGUCCUCCUGUCCCGCGCAAGAGCCACAGAGCAACGAGCGUUAGCAGAAGGGGAGAAAGCUCGAGCUGACAAACAUGAAGAAGAGAUACAGCGGUUAAAGAAGGAGCUGCAAACCGUACAGAAUGAGCAAACGAAACUCAUUGACAAGCUAAUAAUAUGCUGUAAAGAGCCUUCAUCAGAGCGAUCGCAGCGGCUGUUUGCGUCUCUCAGAGAAGAGCUAGAGAAAAAAGGAGGGACGAAGUUACCCAAUGGCACCGUUGGUAGUUGA